AUGUCGUAUCGCUUUGGAAACUACAUUAAAGAACUAAGGAUUCAUUUAUGCCAAACUAGCAAACAUUCUGAAGGUGUGAGGAACUUUAUACAAAAGUACUAUGUAAACCUUAAAAAAGACAACCCUGGCUUCCCGAUAUUGAUUCGUGAGUGCAGCGGUGUACAGCCGCGAAUCUGGGCUCGAUAUGAAAAAGGAGAAGAACGCAGCAUGUCUCUCACUGACCAGAACGCUGAUAAUGUUCUCUCAGCUGUCAAACAGCUAGUAAAAUAA
Spodoptera littoralis (African cotton leafworm) is the source of this 270-nucleotide messenger RNA. The record is from the annotation of a GenBank genome assembly. Lineage: Eukaryota; Metazoa; Arthropoda; Insecta; Lepidoptera; Noctuidae.